Messenger RNA from Apis cerana (Asiatic honeybee), 2209 nucleotides. RefSeq names its product RNA polymerase II subunit B1 CTD phosphatase Rpap2. NCBI's taxonomy places the organism in Eukaryota, Metazoa, Arthropoda, Insecta, Hymenoptera, Apidae. Gene Ontology annotation, molecular function: RNA polymerase core enzyme binding; RNA polymerase II CTD heptapeptide repeat phosphatase activity. The record is from RefSeq and is a predicted model, not a curated record. Gene Ontology annotation, cellular component: cytoplasm; nucleus.
CGAAAAUUAACAUAAAAUAUAUUAAAGCUUGUUUUUCAUUUGUAAAUGAAAGAGAAAUUCUCAAAACUCUUAAUAUACAAGAGAAAAUCGUCAUAAUACAAAUUUCUACUUAUGUUUUCUUAUAAUUAAUAUUUGAAAAUGGAAAUAUCUAUAAGAAAUCAAACAUUUGAAAAAAAAAAAAUAAAAAAAAAAAUGAGUAAGGCAGAAAUGCAAUUAGCAAUAAUUAAAAAAAAAAAAUGUGAUGCUAAAGCUCUCACAAUUGUUGAACAACUUUUAGAAUCAAAAAUUGAUUCCCAGUGGCUUUUAAGUAAUUUAAAAUAUAUUAAUAAAAAUCAUAUGGAAGAUGUGAUUGAAGAAAGAGCCAUAAUUAAAUUAUGUGGUUAUGUGUUAUGUAAUAAUGCAUUAAAAACAAUAACAGAUCAACGGUAUCACAUAUCAACAAAGAAAAACAAAGUUUAUGAUAUAACUCGACGUAAAAAUUUUUGUAGUUCACAUUGUUAUGGAGCUUCUAAUUAUCUUUUAGAGCAAAUGCUCACGAGUCCUUUAUGGUUAAGAGAUAAAGAAGAAAUACCAGAAUUCCAAAUAUUAUUAACUAAAGAUAAAUUUAUAAAAAAUGUAGUUGGAGAUGAAAUUUAUGUGAAAGAUAUAAAAAUGAUAUCGAAUCCUGAAAACACAGAUAAAUAUAUAAAAAAUAAUAAAAAUUGCAGAAAAAAUAUGCUUCCAAAUAAAUGUUCAGAAUUUAAUGUAUGUAAUGAAUAUAUAAAAAAAAGUUCUCAAAUUAAUGAAAAUAUACAAACAAUCAAUAUCAUUGAAAAACCUAAUGUUUUCAAAGAAUUUUCAAAAAAUUUAGAUGAAACAUCUAAAGAUAUAAAAAAUAUAUCCAUUAAUUCAAAAGAUAACAGUAUUAAAAACUUUAUAAAUGAUGAUAUAGUUAAAGAAAUAUAUAACUCAAAAGAUAAUAAAAUAGAUACAAUAAUUCAAGAUACUGAAAAUAUAAAUAAUGAUGUUAUUUUUUCAAAUGAAAAUAAAGAUUAUAAUAUAAAAAAUGAAGAAAAGGAUGAAGUAUUUGAAACAUCAGCAACAUCAGAAUAUAAUAUAAAUAUUAAAACACAAGAUAAUAUUAAUAAUGAUAAAGAUUUUAUGUAUGUGUGUAAACAAAAAAAAUUUAAACAAAAUUCUAUUAAAGAAGAACAAUCAGAUAAAUUUUAUAAUCUUACAAUCCAUAUUGAACAUAAUGUAAAGGAAUGGAUUACUAAAGAUACUAUUGCUUUAUUAACAGGAAUAGAAGAUAUUAAAAAUCAAUUAUUAGAAAAUAUAAUUCAACAUGAUCGAUAUUUGCAUUUAUGUAAAAAAUUGAAUAAAUUACAGAUAGAAGAUGAAAAAAAUGAUUGUAUAGAUUUAACUGCAAAUAUUUUAAAACCAUUACCUCAUUUAUCUAUUCUUCAAGAAGAAGGAAAAAAAAUGGAAUUAAAAGUUCGAGCAUUUUAUAAAGGAAGUAUGAUUAUAGAAAAUCAUAAAAAUAGUACAGAAGUUAUUGAACAAGAUAAUGAUUUUAUUCCUGUAUUACCUUUAACAGAUGCACAUGCACCUAAGAAACUUCGACGUCGAAUAUUUUUAGAUAAACUUAAUAAAAUAUUACCUGAUUUAUUUAAUGCUUUAACUAAAAAUAAAUUAUCACAAUAUGUAUACAAUAGUGAAAAAAGUACUUUAAUUAAAGUAUUAAUUAAUACAUUUUCAUUAUCUGCUUCAAAUGUUAUUUUUAAGACAACUGAAUGGACUCUUGUAGGUCUUAUUAUUGUUAAAAUGUUGAGCAUGAUAGAUCCAGAGCUGAAAUGUUUAUUAUCAACCAAACAAGCAUUAAUGUAUAUUUCAAUGAUUUUAAUGUCAUAUAAAUUAGAUUCAAAUUAUUUAGAGAGAUUAAUAAUGGAACUAAUUAAUAAUAGAGAUUGAAUAUAUAUAAUAAUAAAUAUUAAUCUACUGUAAAUUGUUUAUUUUUUUAUAUGUUAUAUAUUGCACAUGUUAUUAUAAAUUUAUUAAUUAAUAUAAGUGAAAUAUAAAUGAAAAAUACAUUUUUUAUAUAUUUUAUAUAUAAUUUAUAUAUAUAAUUUUGAAUAAUUAUUUAUAUUAAAUUUAAAAUUAUGUAAUUUAUUAUUUUUUGGAUUUAUGGUUCAAUAAGGUAUAAAAUAAAAACUCACAUUUACAAAUUAAA